AUGAGUACUACAACUGCACCUAAACAACACCAAAAAGGUGAAAUGAAAGAAGGAAAAGAAGGAGAAAAAAAUAUUAGACAAACUAAUAUCAUUGCUGCUAAAAGUGUGGCUGAUGCAGUUCGUACAUCACUUGGACCAAGAGGAAUGGAUAAAAUGAUUAUUUCACCUAAUGGAGAAACAAUCAUUACCAAUGAUGGAGCAACUAUUAUUCAACAAUUAAAACUUCAACAUCCAUGUGCAUUAAUGAUGUCAGAAUUAUCUAAAUCACAAGAUAUUGAAGCAGGUGAUGGAACAACUACUGUAACUAUUCUAGCUGGAGCUAUGUUAUCAGCAGCAAAUAUCCUUUUAAAUAAAGGAGUUAAUCCAUCAGUAAUUGCUCGUGCAUUCCAUUUAGCAUCAGCCAAAUCAGCAGAGAUAUUAAAAGAAGCAUCAAUUCCAAUUGAAUUAACCGAUCGAGAGAGUUUAUUAAAAGCAGCAAAUACAUCACUUAAUUCUAAAGUUGUAAAUCAAUCAAGUCAAAUAUUUGCACCAAUUGCUGUUGAUUCAGUAAUGAAAGUUAUUGAUAUUAACACAGCAAGAAAUGUUGAUUUAAGAAAUGUUAGAAUAACAAAAAAGAUAGGAGGAACAAUCGAUGAUACAGAACUUAUUGAUGGACUUGUAUUCCUUCAAAAAGCAUCACAUGUUUCAGGAGGACCAACUCAUGUUGAAAAAGCUAAAAUUGGAGUAUGUCAAUUUUGUAUUUCACCACCAAAAACUAAUAUGGAUGGAAAUGUAGUAAUUACAGACUAUGCACAAAUGGAUAAAGUUUUAAAGGAAGAACGAGCAUAUACAUUAAAACUUUGUCGUGCUAUUCAAAAAAGUGGAUGCAAUGUAUUGUUAAUACAAAAGUCUAUUUUACGUGAAGGAGUUAGUGAUUUAGCACUUCAUUUUCUUGCUAAAUUAAAAAUUAUGGUAGUUAAAGAUAUUGAAAGAGAUGACAUUGAAUUUAUUUGUAAAACAAUUAAUGCAGUUCCAAUUGCUAGUAUUGAAGGAUUUACUGAAGAUAAAUUAGGAUAUGCUGAAAAUGUAGAAGAAGUUAGCAUUGAAGAUGAAGAUAAAAUAGUUAAAAUUACAGGUGUUAAAGGAACUGCGCCAUGUGUUUCAGUUCUUGUUAGAGGAGCAAAUAGAUUAGUUCUUGAUGAAGCAGAAAGAUCAUUACAUGAUGCAUUGUGUGUUGUUAGAUCAUUAGUAAAAUGCAAAUAUUUAUGUCCAGGAGGUGGAGCCAUGGAAAUGGAAUUAUGUUGUAAAUUAAAACAAUGGGCAGAAACAUUAAAAGGAGAAUAUGGAUUGUGUGUUAAAGAAUAUGCAGAAGCAUUUGAAAUUAUUCCAUAUACACUUGCAGAAAAUGCAGGAUUAAAUCCAAUGGAAUUAGUAACUCAAUUAAAAUUAGCUCAUUUAAAUGGAGAAAAGAACGCUGGUAUUUCAAUGAGAAGAGACAAUAAAGUACAAGGAAGUGUUGAAGAUAUGAACUCACUUAAUGUAGUCAAUCCAUUAUUAGUAUUCUUAUCAGCAGUAAAACUCGCUACAGAUACAGUUGCAUUAAUAUUAAAAAUUGAUAACAUUGUUGUUGCAAGAUGA
Entamoeba dispar SAW760 is the source of this 1617-nucleotide messenger RNA. Its product is annotated as T-complex protein 1 subunit delta, putative. Gene Ontology annotation, biological process: protein folding. The transcript has a single exon. The record is from RefSeq and is a predicted model, not a curated record. The coding region runs from base 1 to 1617 and encodes 538 amino acids. Gene Ontology annotation, cellular component: chaperonin-containing T-complex. Gene Ontology annotation, molecular function: ATP binding; ATP hydrolysis activity; ATP-dependent protein folding chaperone. Lineage: Eukaryota; Evosea; Mastigamoebida; Endamoebidae.